Molecule: messenger RNA, 606 nt
Organism: Cryptosporidium muris RN66
Lineage: Eukaryota; Apicomplexa; Conoidasida; Eucoccidiorida; Cryptosporidiidae
Exons: 1
Coding region: 1-606 (201 amino acids)
Source: RefSeq, a predicted model, not a curated record
AUGAGGAAAUCUAGGGGUUCCUAUAAUGAUAAUAAAUAUAUAAUAAAGGAAAAUAAAAAGAUUAUUACAAAGGAUAUUAAAAAGAAGGAUAUAGAAGAUCUAAUUAAUAAGACAGAUGUUUGUCAGAAUAAAUUAUUUGAUAUUAAUAAACGUUAUAAUAUUCCUGUAUCUUGUGAAAGAUGUUUAAUAUUUACUUUAUCAGAAAUUAGUUAUUUAGUAGAAUGUAUUAUGAUUCAACAAGGUGACAAUACUUUUGUAUCUCAUCAAAGUAUUGAUUGGGAGGAAAUAUCAAAUAAAUUUAAUAAGACAUCAUUUGAAUUGGAAUAUUUUUGUCUUAAUUUUAAUCCAAUGAUUCACUAUAGACCCUCAUUAGGUUAUGUUAUAUUACCAUUUGAUCAGACAAUUAUUGAUUAUAAAGACUCUAUAUCUAUAAAGUCAUCAGUAUUAAAAAAUAUAAAUAUAGAAUAUUAUCAUACAAGGCUCGAAAAGAUACUUAAACCAUUUCUAAUAUUUGUUAAAAAUAAAUCAGCAUAUAUCCUAGAUUCAUUUCAGGCUAGUAUAUGUCCUAAUAAUAUGAACAUAAAUUCAUCAGAUACAAAGGAAUAA